Molecule: messenger RNA, 1551 nt
Organism: Brugia malayi
Lineage: Eukaryota; Metazoa; Nematoda; Chromadorea; Rhabditida; Onchocercidae
Gene: Bma-rmh-2
Exons: 12
Coding region: 1-1551 (516 amino acids)
Biological process (GO): resolution of meiotic recombination intermediates; double-strand break repair via homologous recombination
Cellular component (GO): RecQ family helicase-topoisomerase III complex; nuclear body
Source: RefSeq, a predicted model, not a curated record
AUGGACAUCGAGAUCAUCAAGGAUUUUUUUAGUGAGAAGCUGAAUGUUACAUUACAUGAAGAAUGGUUAACCGAAGUGAUGAAAUACCUCUACUCCUUAGGAUUUAGCAGUAAUUCCUUAUUAUCAUCUGUUUAUGAACAGUGGCUUUACACCAACCUCAAAAUAUCCACAAAACCACUGUUGUCUUUAUCAGCUGACAAUUGUUCCAAGCGAAUGAUGCUUGGAGGUAACACUGUGGUACAGGUGAAUUCGGUUGUUGAUAUCGGCACAUCAAUGUAUUCCCAGUACAGGAAUUUAACAAAUAAAUUUGAGGAUAAUUCUGGUUUUCAACUGAAAAUGGAAGAAAAUGAAACAAACACUGAUCCAUUUCAAAAUGCGAAGCGUAUGCUUUCAAUGGAAGUGACGGACGGUCAGUUAUCAAUGAAGGCCGUGGAAUAUAGUAUGCUAAGUGCUCUUUCUCUUCUGACAUGUCCAGGGUGUAAGAUUCUGUUAACAAACAAUGUAUGCAUUCGACGUGGUAUUUUAUUGCUUACUGAAUUGAACUGUAUAGUAUUAGGCGGUGAUGACGAAUCGCUCAUGAAAACUGGUCGUCCAGUUGAAAUAAUAAUGAAGCAUUUGAAUAUUAAUGUUCCUCUGCAAAGACAAAGCUUCAUAACUUUAACCAAUGCGCAAAAGAAAAUUAAUGAUAACGAUAUUCCAAAUGCAAACAGUAUCCUUUCUCAACCGAAUAUCAAACCUACAAUGCAGGUGAAGCCACUUUCGGGUAAAAAAUCGUCUUUAGAAAUAGCAAAACGAAAAGUGAUAUCUGCGAAUGAAACUGCGCGAAUUGAACAAUCAAUGAACAACAUUAGGCAGCAAAUAAAUGUUUCACUGAAUGGAAGUCCGAGUAGUUCGGGUGGUAAGGCGUCAUUCACUGCAUCAGCAUCAAAGCGCUCAGAAGAUUCGUUAUUACAUGGUGCAGUUGCUAAACGCAUAAAAAUAGAAUUAGCUGAAGAUGACGCUGAUAUUAUCUUGCUCGAAACGCCGACAACCAUAAAACAGGAACUGAAUAAAGAAGAUAAUCCGAGAAAAACUAAUCUAACUGCGACACCUAAAUCAGCUAAUAAUCCAAUUAUUGCUGCUUAUAAAAGACUUGGAGUUGAAUCAAUUGCGGCAGCAUUACGGUCCAUGCGAUAUGCUGUUGGACCGAGGCGUAAAAUAUUGGCUGCUUUAAUGGAAACAAAGCCGUUAGAGCCAUUACAUAUAAACAAUGAUGGAUUAUGGGCACUAACUGUGGCGCUGAGUGACGAAAGUUAUGAGUGCUUAACGUGUUUCGUUUCACAUAAAUUUCUUGUAGAACUAAUUGGUUGGACUCCGGAAGAGGCACUUGAUGCUCGUGCAAGUAAGGAUCCAGCACGGCGAAAAGAAGGUACAUUGCGAACAAGAAGUGCUGGCCAGUCGAUGCGUAGGUUAGAUUUAAUCUGGGAAGUUGAAUUCUUUCCACCCGGUGGUUCUACACCUAUAAUUCACAAAAUUGAUACAUACGCUCAAAAAUUUGGAUUGAUUCGAUAG